AACAGGGGCGGACUGACCAUUUGGAAACUCGGGCACUGCCCGAGGGCCCGGGGUCAGUAGCGGGCCCCAUGAGAUGCCCCUGGUACCUUUUUUUAUAGGCUUUUUUGAGUUUUGGCAAGCACACGGGCCCCAUGAUCCCCUAUUGCCCGGGGGCCCCAUGAGUUGUCAGUCCGCCCCUGAGUGGGAAGAUAUACAGAAGCACUUUAAUUUUUGUCCAGCUUCCAGAUUUUGUCUAAAACAAAGCAAAGUAUAGCAGAAAAGGUGUGACACUACCAGCCAUAAGC
Molecule: messenger RNA, 284 nt
Organism: Staurois parvus
Lineage: Eukaryota; Metazoa; Chordata; Amphibia; Anura; Ranidae
Source: the annotation of a GenBank genome assembly